Messenger RNA from Branchiostoma belcheri (Belcher's lancelet), 2095 nucleotides. Its product is annotated as putative transporter SVOPL. NCBI's taxonomy places the organism in Eukaryota, Metazoa, Chordata, Leptocardii, Amphioxiformes, Branchiostomatidae. The record is from RefSeq and is a predicted model, not a curated record. The coding region runs from base 66 to 1469 and encodes 467 amino acids. Gene Ontology annotation, cellular component: membrane. Gene Ontology annotation, biological process: transmembrane transport. The transcript has 14 exons. Gene Ontology annotation, molecular function: transmembrane transporter activity.
AGUCCCAGCAGCCCCUGUUGGUAAAUGACGACACCGAGGACCCGGAUGUGGUGGAUGCGGACGACAUGCGGUUCUUCACCGUGGAGGAUGCCGUAGAGCGGGUGGGCUUCGGCCGCUUCCAGGUCAUGAUCAUCUUCUUCCUAGGUGCCUUCGCCACAUCGAACUCCAUGGCAACGAUGUUGAUUGCCGUUUUGGCUCCCGUCCUGCGGUGUGAAUGGUGGCUGCAGAACUGGCAGGUGGCGCUUUUCACAACCAUGCUGUUUUUGGGAAUGUUGGUCUUCAGUAUUCCGUUCGGCACAGUUGCAGACAGGUACGGCAGGUGGCCGGUUCUGUGGAUGGUGGUCUUUGGAUUGGUUUGCUUUAACUUCCUGACGGCGUUCAGCCCGAAUUACUACUGGGUGGUCAUACUGCGGACCAUGUUGGGAGUGACGUUUGCCGGGGGGACGCAGAUUGAUACGUUGUUGAUGGAAUUCAUGCCGUCCAAAUACAGAGCGAAGGCCCAUCUCAUCUACGCCAUAUUUUGGUCUUUAGGCGGAUCGGGCACCAUCAUGUUGGCGUACUUGGUGGUACCGACGCUGGGGUGGCGUUACCUCAUAGUGUUCUCCUGCAUUCCGGGGUUUUUCGUCCUUAUAUUUUUCAAGGCGCUACCAGAGUCAGUCCGCUUCUACAUGGCGGCAGGAAAAAGAGUCAAAGCCCUACAGGUACUGCAGAGGAUGGCAAGGCUCAACAGGGCAACCCUUCCUCCUGGAAGACUUGUCAAGUCAUCUGAGGCGCCUCGUGGUACGAUGAAAGAACUGUUCAAAAGAAAGCAUCUUCGCACCUUGAUACAGGACAUGAUCUUAUGGUGCGGCGCAGGCGCACUGUACUACGGCAUCAUCCUUGUCAGUUCUGAGAUCAUAGAGAGUAAAGCGUCCUGCACAGGCUCAGCUGUCCCCGCCUCCUCUGACGUCAUCCCCUGCUCCUGUAAACCUCUCACCAGUAAAGACUACAUCUCCAUGAUCGUCUCCACGUACGGGGAGUUCAUCCAAAUGCCGAUCAACCUUCUCCUGGUGGACAUAAUCGGGCGGAAGCUGACCAUGACGUUGAACCUGGCCCUGGUGUGUACGUUCUUCAUGCUGCUGAACCUGUGCACGUCUGCUGCCUGGACCACCUUCUUCGUCUUUGGUGCUCGCGCCUUCAUCAGUGGCACUUUCAACAUAGUGUACAUCUACACAGCAGAGUAUUUCCCAACCAAUGUCCGAGCUCUCGCCAUGGGGACAUGCAGCGCAGUCGCAAGGGUAGGAGCGAUGACUACCCCCUUCAUUGCACAGGUUUUACUGAACUACUCCUUGUCUCUGGCGCUGUACGUGUACGGGGGGCUGGCCGGCUUCUGCUGUCUGGUAGCCUUGUUACUGCCACAGGACACCAUGGGCAGAAAACUGCAGGUAUCUUAUGUUUGUAAACCAUUCAUGACCCAUUCUUUCUCUUGAUAUGACAGUGUAUACUAUACAGCAUACAUUUCCUAGUACCACGGUUCACCAACAAAGAUGGGUACGAAAUGUCUUUUUAAGUUACCUAUUGCUUGUCUUCUGUCAGUGUAAUAAAUGAACAAACAAUCUCAAAAUUGCUUAGCUAUCUAUGUAUCAGAUACUGUUUUGUGGAUUAAUCUAUUCUAUAUCUUUUCAGGAUGAUGUACAUGUGGUUUCCACAGAUCCCCAGCAGCCCAGAGAAGAGGCUGCCUGAAGGACAUGUGUUGGCAGCGGUUCAGUUCAUGAGGGAUGGUGGUGUGACUGUACUAAUCAUUUUAUAAUGGUGUUCAGAGUCAGUUGUUUAAAGAUGACAAGCUAAAUCAAAAAUUCAAGCUUUGAAAGAUCCAUGUCAUAUUUCUGUACAGAGGCAAAAGCUAAUAUUGAGGUAUAUCAAAAGGUACUUAUUUUACAUUGGUCUAAAAGUCUCAGGGAAAAUGGCAGAUGUACAUGUAUUUUAUUUUUAAAAAAAGUUUAAAAUAAGGUUCAAAUGGGAUGGCUGGGAUGGAUGCACAGAUCUAAGGAGCACAAUGUACAUAUCAUGAAAAUGUGCAAAUUUUAAUAAUGGUUGGUGUAUGGUUAUUUCCAAA